Staurois parvus is the source of this 1092-nucleotide messenger RNA. The record is from the annotation of a GenBank genome assembly. NCBI's taxonomy places the organism in Eukaryota, Metazoa, Chordata, Amphibia, Anura, Ranidae.
CCCCCAAUCUGCCCCAGGGGAGUCCCCGCCCUGUUCUGCCCCCCUCCUCCAUCUCUGCACUCAGUCACUCCCCUCCACAGACACAGAAGAUCCUCAGCUGGAAGACGAGAUCGACAGAGAGGGGGAGACCCCCACCGUCCGCAGUCUGGGGGGAGGGCAAGAAGGGCGUCUGAUGUGUGGGACAGCAAGGAUAUAAACAUGGCGGCUCCAGGUUACUCCUCACCUGCUCCCGGAUACCCCAACCCCCCUUAUCCCUCUCCACCCUACCCCACCGCCCCCUCCGCUCCUCCCGCACCAUUGCCGCCUUCUCCUGGAUUCCAUGAUUACCCCGGAGGUGGGUGCAGCAUCCCUCCACAGCACCAAAUGCACCCCCACCCACAGCUGGAGCCAGCAGGAGCACCUUAUAUGCCCGUCAGCAGCGGGAGCACCCCAAGUGCCUUGGAAUACCUUAGCCAGAUAGACCAAAUCCUCAUCCACCAGAAGACGGAACUUCUAGAAGCGAUCACGGGCUUCGAGACCUGCAAUCAGUACGAGUUGCGGAAUAUAAUGGGUCAGCGGAUAUUCUCCGUGCAGGAGAGGAGCACAGUGUGCGCACGUUGCUGCUGCGGCUCCCUCCGCCCCCUCACUCUGCACGUCUGUGACUACACGGGGCGGGAGGUCAUCCAUUUCGUCCGCCCCCUCAAGUGUUCCAGCUGCUGCUUCCCUUGCUGCCUACAGGAGUUGGAGGUCCAAUGCCCCCCGGGUCAGACCAUCGGUUACGUAGUCCAGACGUGGCACCCGUUCGUCCCCAAAUACUCGCUCAUGACGGAGAGUCGGGAGCCGGUGUUGAAGGUGGUCGGGCCGUGUUUGAUGUCCAGCUGCUGUGGAGACGUUAACUUCCAGGUGAAGCCUCUAUGUGAGUCUCGCAGUGUGGGUCGGAUCAGUAAGCAGUGGACCGGACUACCUAAGGAAAUCUUCACAGAUGCAGAUAAUUUUGGGAUCCAGUUCCCGAAGGACCUGGAUGUGAAGAUGAAAGCAGUGUUACUAGGCGCCUGCUUCCUGCUGGUGAGUCUUUCUGUAAAGCCAUGGAAGAGAGCUCCCCCUACAGGAUAA